GAAUCACGUGUUUCCGUCAUGCUCGAAGAAAAUCAACUUCCGGCUACACAGAAAAUUGUAGAUUUUGGACUUAAUUUGUUAAAAUAAGACCAUUUCUACAUUAUUUAAAGUCAAAUACACCGACAAGUUAUCCUAGAAGACACUGAGAAAGAGAUUAAUGAUUCUUAUAGAUAUCAUUGAUGUCAGAAAAUAGAACAAUUGAGGUGUCAGAACGGGAAGUAUUGGUAUUGCCUCCCUUAGACAGAGAGAUUGUUAUUCAAGAAUCAAAGUCUGGACCAAGAAAUCUACACAGAAUGUCAUUGGUCGAUCUGGGUAAACGUUUACUAGAGGCAGCCAAGCGUGGAGAGACAGAUGAAGUAAGGACACUGAUGUCUAAUGGUGCUCCAUUCACAACAGACUGGCUUGGAACCUCUCCCUUACACUUUGCUACACAGUUUGGGCACCAUGAUACGGCUGAAGUAUUACUGAGAGCAGGAAUUAGUCGUGAUGCUCGGACCAAGGUAGACAGAACCCCAUUACAUGUGGCAGCUCAAGAAGGACAUAAUGAUAUUGUAGAAUUACUCAUACAGCACGCUGCAGAUAUUGACGCUAAAGAUAUGUUGAAGAUGACUCCAUUGCACUGGGCCUCAGAAAAAGGACACAAACCUGUUUUGGAAACUUUGAUAAAACAUGGGGCAGACAUUAACUGUGAAAAUAAGUUUGACAGAACUCCAUUAGAUAUUGCAAUAGCCAAUGGAAGGGCAGAUAUAGCAGAGUUACUGACCAUGGCACAGAUGCAAUAUGGUGGUACAGUACAACAGUUAGAAGACGUAAAAUCUCAUGAGGUCCUGGUCAACGGUACAAUGCAUGCUGAUUUGUCAAGUAUAACAGAAGGUGAUUCUAUCACCAUAGAAACCACAGAAAUUGACCAAUCAGAUAAUAUUGAAACUGUAACCGUGACAACUGAUGAACAAUCUAACAAAGAUGUUUUACCUGUAAAUAUAUUCCAGAAUGUCUCAAGAAGUAUAGAAUCUGACUCCUCAGAAACCCAGAAUUCCUCAGUGUUAGCCACUUUAGCUGCUUUAGCCGAGGCCACGGCACCAAAUACAAUUCAACAAAACACAGCCACAACUGAGGCCAUGAAUUGGUUAGAAAGUCAGGGUAUAACCAUGAUAACGACCUCAGAGGGAGGGAUCAUCACAUCAGCCAUUGAUAGUGGACAAUCUAUUACAUUAACAGAGGCAGGAAAAAUUGCUCUCAACUUCAUCAAACAGCAAGAUGGAGAAGAAGGAGAAAUUGUCGUUAAACCUGAAGUUGACCUUGGUCCUGAGGUCAUAGAGGAAGAGGCUCACAUAGGGGGUGAUGUUGAAGAUAUUGUAACAGGGCUCCCAGAAGGAACGGAGUUGGUAACAACAGGAGGAGAUAUGGAUGACCAGAAUGUUUUAACGAUCGUCUCAAACCAGGAUCUUGGAGGUGUAACGGAGGAUGGUGAGAUUGUUGCUAUGGGUGAUGAUGUAGUUACCAUGGAAAGUCAGGAUUUAGUUGGAGAUGUAACAGAACAUUCUGAUGGUAUUGUCAUGGUAACAGAAGUGGAGGGAGAGAUCGUUACACCAACUGAUGGAAUGUUGACGAUUACCGAGGUAACAGAUGAUGUCACCAACGUUACAAUGGAAGGUGAUGAAAUAACAGAAACAGAAUUACAGAUCUCAGAAGAAAAUAACAUACACAUCUCAGAUGUUACGACAAUUACAGAAACAAAUAGUUUACAAAUCUCAGAUGUAACCAUGGUAACAGACGGAGGAGGGGGCGAUGCUUCAGAUGAACCCCCAGCCAAAAGGUCGAGGACAGAAGUUGAAGAUAAAGGGGAUGGUAUAAAAGUUGAGGAUAAGGACGAUUUGAAGAAACAGUUAGAAGAAAUGCAGAAACAAGCCGAGGCCUUUAAACAACAGUUAAAACAGAAGGAAGUAGAAGCAGAGACUUAUAAAAAACGUUUAAGUGACAUAGGUUUACAACCUGAGGACCAAUCACAGGAAGAUCAGGCAGCCAACGAAUGACUAGAUAUUGUAUAGAGGAUUUAAAUGGACCAAUGAUUGGGAUGUUUGGCAGAUCAUGUGACAUUAAGAUCAGCAGAUCACAUGACAGACCAACUGAUGUUUAAAACAGUAAGCCUCUGAAGUGUGAAGCCUUUAAGUGACACAGAUGUGUAACCAAAUGAAGCUGGAUGUAAAUUAAGUCAAAUUAUGUAUUUAAAUUUUGAUUGACAGAUAUGUUUGAUGCAAGAGUAAAAAUAUUGUCUCUAAGUAUUAGAUGGUUAUGAUUAGGUCACAGAAAUAUGUUUCUUAUCUUUUGAGUAAAGACGGUUAGUUUUAUAUGAAAGAACUUAGAACGGAUACAUUGUAACCUUGGUGAAAUUUUAGGAAAAAGCACAAUUAUACUUUUGAGAUUAUACUUUUUAACAAUGGCUCUUCCUUUUAUCCAUAGUUCUACUAUUUGCCCCGUAUUCAAUGAUUAAGUUGAUUGUGGCAGAAAUUUUCAUGGAAGCUUUCAAUGGAUUAAGCCCCAUCAGAUAUCAAAUAUCAAAAUAAAGUUAUAACAAUAAGAAGUGAUAAUUGUCAAGCUAUGUUUAAAAAAAACUUUUUAUUUAGUAAACGUUGGGAAAAAAGUUUAAAAUACAUCGUUCUGUAAAAAAAAAAAUUUUAAGAUACAGUGGAUUCAUUUAUUUUUAUUGGUACCAAAUUGUGGGUUUUGGUUAAGUCUGCUUUUAAUCCUAUGGAAAAUUUGCAAUUCAUUGAAUUUUAUAAUAUGUGGUUCCCUGUUAACCACAAAACCCACAAAUAAAUAAUAAUGAAUCCACAGUAGGUGAAAAAUUGUAGUUAUGAUCAGAAAUUAACACAGGAGUUUGUGCAUUUUAAAGAUAGAAAAUUUAAUUGACAGCAUGAUUGAUGUCAGUUUUAAUUAUUACUUAAGUUUAAACGGUGUAUGAUUUAGGAUUAAGGCUGUAAAAGUAAAUAUAGGAUUGAGGCUGUAAAAGUAGAUAUACAUGAUAUAUGAUUGAGUGAAUUAAAUGAAUUGUUUUGUAUGUUAUUUAUUACUACCUACUGUGUUCAUUACAUGUUAUAUGUAUGUUAUUGAUGAUUUAUAGCCCUACUGUAAAAGUUAAACUGUGUUACAUUCAGCUUGUGUGUAGUAUAUAUGUUAUUGAAGAUUUAAAGUCCAACUGUAAAAGUUCAGCUAUAUAACAUUCACCUUGUGUGUGUAGUAUAUUGUGGGAUUAUUUAUUUUCAUGGGUACCAAUAUCCUUGGAUUAAGGAAAACUUUGAUGUUCGUGAAUAUUAUGUUCCAGGUUUUGCCAAAGCCUGCAUAAAAGCCUAUAGAAAAUUAGUUAUUUGUUGAACAUUUAAUUUUGUGGUUUACAUGUACCCAGGAAGUCCACUAAAAUUGGUAUCCAAUGAAAAAUAAUGAAUCCACAGUAUAUGUUAUUGAUGAUUUAAACCCCUACUUGUUAAAGAGGGGCUAUAUUACAUUUACCUUGUCCCCCUGGUUGUCCAACAAUUAUUUCCAUCAGGUACCACUGAACAGUUCAACUACAUAUUUUCAUCAGCAGCUUGACAGUAAUGUGUGUAUUCAGAUCAACCUGUUUCUGUCUGCCAAUACUUUGAAAAUUUUGAGAUAAUUCCCCCUUGUAAUCUAAUCUGAUCCAGAUUUACCAAUGCACUGUUACAAAAUUUUCAUUAUUUGCUCCUUGGUAUUUAGAUCUCUUUGUUGUUUUUAGAUUAAGAUACCCAGUGGGUUUGAUAACUUAAAAAAAUUCGCUACUAUUUUCUUUAAAAAAAGCUUUGACACAAAUGAAAUAUUGUAUGUCUCUCUGAUCUGUUAGAAACCUUCUUGAUUCCAAUACUUUGAUUUAUAAGUGAAUGUAUGCUUUGCAUGAUAAAGCUGUAUUUCUUCUAAGGCUUAGAUCAGUAACCUUUUGCCCAUUUACACCUCAGAUACACUUUAAAUGUAAAAAAUAAUGUUUGUGACUUCUUGAUAACUUUUCUUGAAUUUAAGACCAACAGUAUACCUUUAUCUUGGAUACUUUUGGAUGAUAUUUUUUCAUCCCUCAUAAGGUGUGACAUUCAAGUAACAAAGAGAUGCGCUCAUUCUAUUAAAUCAAUUGAUUUUAAAAAGUGUAAUGAACAGUAGUUUACAAACGUGCUUGCUUCAAGCAGUAUACACAUUCUUGUAAUCUGACAUAAAAAGUUAGAGGAGGGAUUCAAACAUUCCAGUGUCAAGGGUUGGAGUAAUAUUAUUGAAGUAAACCAUAAAAUGUCUUGGAUAAAAACUAAUCUACAACUGAUUGUAUAGAAUUGAGUAUCAGACAAAAAUACCUGGCUAAACAAUUACAUGACAACCCCUUUAAUUACUGAUGUGUACAAAGAUGAUGACAUAAGAUAUAAACUUUGUAAGCUGAUGUCUUACUAUGCUCACUGUCAUUGAUGAACUUAUGAACCAAUACUUUAUUUUUUUUAAAUGAAAGAAAUUUUGUAUUUAUUCCAUUUUGUAAAUAAAUAUUUUAUCCAUAAAUA
Molecule: messenger RNA, 4547 nt
Organism: Mytilus trossulus (common blue mussel)
Lineage: Eukaryota; Metazoa; Mollusca; Bivalvia; Mytilida; Mytilidae
Product: GA-binding protein subunit beta-1-like
Exons: 14
Coding region: 180-2033 (617 amino acids)
Biological process (GO): positive regulation of transcription by RNA polymerase II
Cellular component (GO): nucleus
Molecular function (GO): protein binding; transcription cis-regulatory region binding
Source: RefSeq, a predicted model, not a curated record